ACUCACUCCUUCUUCCACCAGCACGCACCGCGGGAUGGCGCAAUCACGGCAUGUUGAGGUUGAGCUGCGAAUGAAGUGUCACCAUGGCACAGGCUGACGGCUUGGCUCACGCACUCUGCGAUUGGUCCCCCGGUCGCACAGAGGCGCUGCACAGCCUGGUUGAGCAAGAUGUAGUUUUCGACCCGCGUGCGUCGUUUUGACCGCGUUUCUGCACUUUUACCAUGGGCUGAGUGAUCUGCCAUGGGACUGCGAUGUCCGGAGUCCAGCAAUUGCAAUCAUCAUGUGGCUGCUGAACGCUCGGACGCGGCGCUUGGAGAACUUUGUUGAUGACAGGCGGAUGGAUACUACCUACGCACUUCUCUCGCAUACCUGGGCUAAAAAUGAAGUCGGCUUUGACGAUAUUCGUUAUGACUAUGCGAAAUAUAUGGACGGUUAUCAGAAGAUCGAGUAUACCUGCCUGCAGGCUUUGAAAGACGGCAUCGAUUACGUCUGGGUCGAUACAUGCUGCAUCGACAAGAAGAGCAGUGCUGAGCUUUCCGAGGCGAUCAAUUCCAUGUAUCGCUGGUACUAUAAUGGACAGGUAUGCUACGCGUUCCUCGAAGACGUCUUUACACCUAUGGAACAUCGUUGCAACGCACAUGAUCGGUCUACUUUUUCACGAAUGAGGGCACACAUCGCAGCGAGUCGAUGGUUCACCCGAGGCUGGACGCUACAGGAAUUAAUCGCGCCUCGCCGAGUCGAAUUUUUCGACCAGGUCUGGAAUCCUCUUGGCGUUAAGGAAGAAGUUGUGCUUCCGCUCUCUGAAAUUACUGGUAUCUCUACAUUCGUCCUAUGCGAUCGUAAUCAGCUACCACGAACUAGUAUCGCGCAAAGAAUGGCGGGGGCAUCUGGUCGCACCACGUCGAGGAUGGAGGAUGAAGCAUACUGCUUGCUUGGACUAUUCGACGUCAAUAUUCCGCUCAUGUAUGGCGAAGGUAAGAAGGCUUUCAUGAGGUUGCAAGAAGAGAUCAUACAAACUCGAAGCUGGGAAGAUCAAGAUGAUUCAAUUCUUGCUUUCAAGAGUAUGAAUGGGGACAUAUUAGCUUCCUCGCCUGGAGACUUUCGCCAAUGUCACAAAGUUGUCAGAACUGAACUCGCUGGACAUGGUUCAUUAGAACUGUCAUAAAGAGGGCUGCAAAUCAGUCUGCUGGGAACUACAUUGCCUGCUACCGGCCAAGCUUACGAUGAGGACGAUCGAGUGCUAAACGACGUGACAAUCAUGCUGGACUGCGCCAAAUCCGGCGGUCAUUCUCGUUUCGGUCUACGCCUGAGGCCUCGACCUCCGAUUGAUCGUGCGGG
Molecule: messenger RNA, 1338 nt
Organism: Cercospora beticola
Lineage: Eukaryota; Fungi; Ascomycota; Dothideomycetes; Mycosphaerellales; Mycosphaerellaceae
Source: RefSeq, a predicted model, not a curated record